AUGAAAAUUUUAAUUUGGCCCUUGUGUUUAUGCAUACUGCUUCGGCCGGUGCUGUGCGGGGAUCCUAUUGGACCUCUCGUGAACUUGAUCCGCACUAAUUUGGUGGGAUAUCCAGUGAUUCAUGAUAAAACGCAGUGGAUAUUUGAUCCUGAUGUCGCAUUGAGAAGAAGAAAGCAGUUUGUAGAAUUACAUGGUGAUAAAGCUGAACGAUUAAUCGAGAGACUCGGCUUGGGGAUCGACGGGAGAGCUGAUGAACGACUAAUUAAACAAAGGCAAAGAGACGAAGGACAUUUGGGCGGUCUCAAUUAUUUCUUACCCUAG
Messenger RNA from Diatraea saccharalis (sugarcane borer), 321 nucleotides. Lineage: Eukaryota; Metazoa; Arthropoda; Insecta; Lepidoptera; Crambidae. The record is from the annotation of a GenBank genome assembly.